Molecule: messenger RNA, 1753 nt
Organism: Conger conger (European conger)
Lineage: Eukaryota; Metazoa; Chordata; Actinopteri; Anguilliformes; Congridae
Gene: tsn
Product: translin
Exons: 6
Coding region: 522-1205 (227 amino acids)
Biological process (GO): RNA metabolic process
Cellular component (GO): nucleus; cytoplasm
Molecular function (GO): sequence-specific DNA binding; single-stranded DNA binding; RNA binding
Source: RefSeq, a predicted model, not a curated record
GAACAGUUCAUGACAGUCAAUAAACUGAAGGUUGCGCAAUGCAUCAUUAUGAACGAAAAUCAGACUCCACAAAAGAAGCGAUAGCAGCUAUUUUGUAUUUAAAUCGUGAGAUCAGAGUAAAAAAGAACGUCUAAAGACGUCAAAUUACAACGUCAGAAUAUGACGUCUUGAAACGUUCAUUUUCUGCAUCUAAAGGCGUGCAGUUUUGCUGCGUUAACAUGUAAAAAAUGCCGUGUUAAGGCAAAAAUGACCGCGAUUAGGCGUAAGACGUUUUGGCACCGUUGGCGUUCCAUAUUUAGAUGACAUCAAUUAGAAGCGACGCGCCAAGGAAGGACCCUGAGCUAGAGCACGUUGACAGACAUCUUUGUUAGCUAACGCUACCUAAAUAACAUAGUUUUCUAUCGAACAGAGUAUUUUUAUGCUAGGCUGCUAGCUGCGGACUUCUUCAUGCGAAGCACUGGGGAUCGGGUUGACAAUUGUUAUAUUCUAGCUAGCUAACUGUCCACAAUAACGUCGGGAAGAUGUCUGUCACUGAUAUGUUCAGCAACAUUCAAGGUUUCUUAAGUGCAGAUCAAGACAUCAGAGAGGACAUACGAAAAGUCGUCCAAGUCUUGGAGCAGACGGCAAGAGAGAUUUUGACUGUGCUUCAAAGUGUCCAUCAACCAUCUGGCUUUAAAGACAUUCCUAGUAAAUGUCGUCGGGCGCGGGAAUUGUUCUGCACAGUAAGAAAUCAUAUUGGAGAUCUGAAGACUAAGUUUCCCGCCGACCAGUACUACAGAUUUCACGAGCAUUGGAGGUUUGUUCUGCAGCGGGUGACUUUCCUGGCGGCUUUCGUUGUUUACCUGGAAAGUGAAACUUUGGUGAUCCGAGAGGAAGUGGCUAAGAUACUUGGCAUUGAAGUAGACAGAGAGAAAGGUUUUCACCUGGAUAUUGAAGAUUACCUAGCUGGCGUUCUGAUCAUGGCCAGUGAGCUGUCCAGACUGGCGGUAAACAGCGUGACGUCCGGGGACUACAGCCGGCCGCUGCGCAUCUCCAGCUUCAUCAACGAGCUGGACUCGGGCUUCCGUCUGCUCAAUCUGAAGAACGACCCGCUCCGCAAGCGCUACGACGGCCUCAAGUACGACGUGAAGAAGAUCGAGGAGGUGGUCUACGACCUGUCCAUCCGAGGCCUGACCAAGGACCCCGAGACAGGCGGAGACAAGUAAGGCGGGGAAAAGAUGCGGCCCGUCCGACUGGGACAGUGGAGACUGACCUGCUGCCUGGACCGACGCGCCUCCAGAGGGGUGCGAUCUGCGCCGUUCGGGGAAAUCGUGGCGGUCCGCCUUCCAGGGGUCCUCCAUCCUUCUCACACAGCUACCGGACUUUGCAAAGCCUUCACUUGUAUUUUGCUUCAAAUGCCAGUUAACUUUUUUCUUUUUUGUUGUUGUUCUUGUUAUUGAACCUAGUGAGGUCUGUAUUAGCCGUCAGACUAGUCAAACGUCUGUUGUAUAGCCGCACCCGAAGAGGCAUUGGAACUUUGUUAAAGUCCUUCUGAGUGACAUCCAGAAGUUGUCCAACUAAGUUUUGAUUAAAGCACUUACAGGUUUAGAAACAAUUAAGAUACCAGUGAUGAUUCAUGUAGACAAGCAUGGGCAUAUCUUGUGCAAUUCUGCCAAAGUCAACCUGUAUCUUUUCAGAAUGUUUUGUGAGAAAUGCUUUAACUGAAUGCAACAGGGUUGUGUUGUGCGAUCAGUAAACUCUCGUCUUUUUCCAA